UGGAGCCUGGCAGGGCGGGCGGGCCUGAAGCGCGUCCCCCGUGGGCUCCGGUGGUGCGGCUCGAGGCGGCUGCGGCGGGGAGGCGGGAGGCGCAGGGCUGCGGCGCACAGAGGCAGCAUGGCGUACCCCGGGCACCCUGGCGCCGGCGGCGGCUACUACGCAGGCGGGUAUGGAGGGGCUCCCGGAGGGCCUGCGUUUCCCGGACAAACUCAGGAUCCGCUGUAUGGUUACUUUGCUGCUGUAGCUGGACAGGAUGGACAAAUAGAUGCUGAUGAAUUGCAGAGAUGCCUGACACAGUCGGGCAUUGCUGGAGGAUACAAACUUUCACAGCUUCUUUGUACCUCAGAACACUUCCUCAAAGUCAUUGCUUUUAACCUGGAGACUUGCCGGCUUAUGGUUUCAAUGCUGGAUAGAGAUAUGUCAGGCACAAUGGGUUUCAGCGAGUUUAAAGAACUCUGGGCUGUACUAAACGGCUGGAGACAACACUUUAUCAGUUUUGACAGCGACAGGAGUGGAACAGUGGAUCCCCAGGAAUUGCAGAAGGCCCUGACAACAAUGGGAUUUAGGUUGAGUCCCCAGGCUGUGAAUUCAAUUGCAAAACGAUAUAGUACCAAUGGAAAGAUCACCUUCGAUGAUUACAUCGCCUGCUGCGUCAAGCUGCGAGCUCUAACAGACAGCUUUCGAAGACGGGAUACUGCUCAGCAAGGUGUUGUGAAUUUCCCGUAUGAUGAUUUCAUUCAGUGUGUCAUGAGUGUUUAAAUCAGCAGGAAGACCUAUGAAGAUAAUCCACAUUCAUUCCAACUGGAGUUCUCCUUUGCUCUUUGCCUUCAGUAAUUGUGUGCAAACUUACACAGCCACUUUUCCUUAACAGCUGUUGUAAAGGUUUAUUACUUUAUGUACAACUGAAGUUUUUAGUUUUGAUAAUAUAUUCUUUGGAAUGUUAUUAAUAUCAGAUCCGGUCAGUUAAACACCAUUUAGAACUUCCUUGAGCCAUUGUUAAUCAUUCCUUAUUUUCUUGCUAAGCCUCUUUUAUGUAAAUUUAAGUGUGCAAAUUGUUUAAGGCACAUUAUGUAUUUUUCAUUGUAAGCUACUAAAACCUUUUCAUCAGA
Mesoplodon densirostris (Blainville's beaked whale) is the source of this 1109-nucleotide messenger RNA. It is a transcript of the gene SRI, whose product is annotated as sorcin. The record is from RefSeq and is a predicted model, not a curated record. Gene Ontology annotation, molecular function: calcium ion binding. Bases 118 to 759 code for a protein of 213 amino acids. Lineage: Eukaryota; Metazoa; Chordata; Mammalia; Artiodactyla; Ziphiidae. The transcript has 9 exons.